GGUUCCGGGAACAGGCCGGGGCGUGGCAAGGAGGCUAGGGCCCCGCGGGUCGCUGAGGUUGCGGCGGCACGGUGGCCCUGGGCUUGGUCCGUCUGUUUUUCCGUCUGUCUGUCUCGCCAUGGCUGCGCCGGCGCCCUCUCCGCGGACCCUGUUGCUGCUGCUGCUGCUGCUGCUGUUGCUGCCGCCGCCUCCAGGUGCCCAUGGUGAGCUGUGCAGGCUCGUUGACGAAGACAACAUGAUCCCAGAGUCCUGUCCUGAUUUCUGCUGCGGCUCCUGUUCCAGCCAGUACUGCUGCUCUGAUGUGCAGAAGAGGGUCCAGUGGGAUGAGGAUACGUGUACUGCGCCAGAGGGCAGCAGAUUUUCCACCCACCCGGAGACACUGGAGCAGCUGGGUUCGGCGCUGAGAUUUCGAUCCAGUUUUGACAGUGACCCCAUGUCAGGGUUCGGAGCGACUGUCGCCAUUGGCGUGACCAUCUUUGUGGUGUUCAUCGCCACCAUCAUCAUUUGCUUUACCUGCUCCUGCUGCUGUCUGUAUAAGAUGUGCUGUGACCGACCGCGCCCUGUCGUGACCAACACCACAACCACUACUGUGGUUCAUACACCUUACCCUCAGCCUCCAAGUGUGGCCCCCAGCUACCCUGGACCAACGUACCAGGGCUACCACCCCAUGCCCCCUCAGCCAGGAAUGCCAACAGCACCCUACCCGACGCAGUACCCACCACCCUACCUGGCCCAGCCCGGGGGGCCACCAGCCUAUCAUGAGAGCUUGGCUGGAGGUCCAGCUGCACCCUACUCCGCCAGCCAGCCUCCAUACAACCCGGCCUACAUGGAUCCCCCAAAGGCAAUGCCCUGAGCCUGUUCCCCACCUCUCUGGCUGCCAUUUGAUUAUGUCAUGUGUGAGUGAGUGGUAUGCAGAGUUCUUUACUGCUCUCUGUGCUGUGUGCCUUGUCUAGACAUGUGGCUUCCUCUGAUGCUGAGCAGGUAGGCACAAAUCCUUACCAGUGUGGGACCAACCUGUUUUCUUUCUCACUUAGAAUUAUACUUUCUGAAAUCUCAAGUAAAUUAAAAACAUUGGGGUAGGAAGAAUUUCCCAGUUCACCCCAGGGUGACCAGCCGUGGCCUGUCACACUUAGGAGUAAGCUUUUUGUGGGCACAUGGCCUGCUCUGGGGAGUAACCAGCUAGCUGCUACUCAGGGCCAUGGCUUGUGCCCAGGGCUUGGCUGCAUUUUGCAGUGAGGCAGGUAGAACAAGGGGCCCGGCUGCAGCUCAGUGGUGGGUCAGCUCCCCAUGUCAGCACACCAGGCAGAGCACCAUCUGCCCACCGUCAGUUGUCUAGACUGUCCCGGGGUCUUUCCUGGGACUAUGUAGAGGGCCCCAGUGGGGAAGCUCUUCCGCUUUGCUGGCCCGGCUCCUGCCACUAGGCAAGGGGCCUCUGUCCACCACAGGCCCAUUUCUCCCUGCAGUGGCUUGUUUUACUUUCAGCCAAACAUUUUGCCUCUUUUCUGUCUCCAGAUGUGUGUUAGUUGGUAUGAGAUUGAAAUCCUUGGUUCCUGGAGGAUAACCUGGCCUCUGAUAGUCCAUUUCCCUUUACACCAGCCUCAUAGAAUACCUGAGUCCUGUAUAGCAGUCCAGUCCUGGCCGCAGGGACACCGGGGCCAAGGGGCUCUCUGGACCACAGGUGGGGGUGGAAGGCGAAGGUGGUAGUUCUGGCUCAGACAUGAAUACCUCACCUCGGUGUCCCGUCGGCUGCCGUUCCUCCAGAUGUCCUAGCUUUGUGUCUAUUGGUGUGGUUCUGAGCAUCCAGGCUCUGUGCCCUUGUUUAUAAUAAAUGCAAGUAUUUGGA
Onychomys torridus (southern grasshopper mouse) is the source of this 1843-nucleotide messenger RNA. It is a transcript of the gene Shisa5, whose product is annotated as shisa family member 5. Gene Ontology annotation, cellular component: endoplasmic reticulum. The record is from RefSeq and is a predicted model, not a curated record. The transcript has 6 exons. Gene Ontology annotation, biological process: positive regulation of canonical NF-kappaB signal transduction. Lineage: Eukaryota; Metazoa; Chordata; Mammalia; Rodentia; Cricetidae. The coding region runs from base 119 to 853 and encodes 244 amino acids.